CUCGGCGUCGGACUACUGUGCGACGCUCGUGCGCCUACGUGGCAAAAUCGGGUUGCAGAAGCGGAAGACCGCAAACAAGACUCGCGUGGGGAGGAGACGGAGGAGGAGGACCAGACUGCUGGCUCUUGCCUCCCUUCAAAUCGCGGUGCAUUGUGGGGCGGAGGCGGCCUUCCUUCUCUGAGUCAACACAUUGCAAAGAGCUGUAGUCGGCUACGGGGCACAUCUUUUUCAGUCAACGACGUAAACGCGGAGGGGCGUCUCGAGCGAGCAAAGACAACAACAAAAAAUAGAAAAAAAAAAAAAAAAGCUUGCAAAGUGUGUGGAUAAGGCCGUCAUUAUUGGUGUGGAACCAGCCGUUUGGUCGACAAACAUGGGGCAGGAGGAUUUCAUGAGCACGGCCGAAGACGUGGCAGACCAGUUCCUGCGAGUGACCAAACAGUAUCUGCCUCACCUGGCGCGACUGUGUCUCAUAAGCACCUUCCUGGAGGACGGCAUCCGCAUGUGGUUCCAGUGGCACGACCAGCGGGACUACAUCGAGGUCACAUGGAACUGCGGCUACUUCUUGGCGACCUGCUUCGUCUUCAUUAAUCUAAUAGGCCAGCUCGGUGGCUGUAUCCUCAUCCUCAGUAGAAAUUUUGUACAGCACGCCUGCUUUGGAUUAUUCGCCAUCAUUGCGCUACAGACGAUCGCCUACAGUAUUUUAUGGGAUGUGAAAUUUUUGAUGAGAAACCUGGCCCUCGGGGGUGGUCUCCUGCUGCUGCUGGCCGAGUCCCGUUCGGAAGGGAAGAGCAUGUUCGCCGGCGUGCCGUCGAUGGGCGAGAGCUCGCCCAAGCAGUACAUGCAGCUGGGGGGCCGCAUACUGCUGGUCCUCAUGUUCAUGUCUCUGGUCCAUUUCGACACCAGCUUCUUCUCUAUCCUGCAAAACCUGGUGGGGACAGCCCUCAUCAUUCUGGUGGCCAUCGGGUUCAAGACCAAGCUGGCGGCGCUGACGCUCGUCCUGUGGCUGCUGGCCAUGAACGUCUACUUCAACGCUUUCUGGACCAUCCCCACCUACAAGCCCAUGCACGACUUCCUCAAGUACGACUUCUUCCAGACCACCUCCGUCAUCGGCGGCCUGCUGCUGGUCGUGGCCCUCGGGCCCGGCGGCGUGUCCAUGGACGAGAAGAAGAAAGAGUGGUAGGGAGUGGGGAGGAGGGGGAAAAAAAAAAAAAAAAAAAAAAAGCGGAUACAUGGCACCACCAACCGGGACUCAAAGACACCCCCCCCCCUCUCUGCGCUCUCUAUUGGGUCACCUGGAUACACAGGGUUUACGCUGUAUUUUUUUUUUUUUCCAGUUACAAUAUUUUGGGUCAAAACCAUAGAAAAAAAAAAAAUCACUUUUUUUUACGUUUUCUCAUGUCACAAUUCUCAUUGGAAUAUCUUUCUAAACUCGUAUUCUAUUCCCCACGACAGGAAGGUGAAAUAGGCCCAUAAAUUUCAAACUAAAACUCCACAUGGUCCUGUGAACAUAAAUUCUGUUUUAUUGGUGUUAUCGUAGAUCUGGAUUCCCCAAACCUUUUCUUGACCCGAAAUGUCCAAUUAUUAUUUGUUAAAUUAUAUAUUAAUUAAAUAGAUACACAUCCGUGAAUCAAAAACUCGUUCUGGCAAGAAAUUGUGUGCCCGCUUGACCCAUCCGUAAAAUUGAAUUGUACUCUUGACAAUCAGAGGCUCGUUAAAAUUUGGAAAGUUCGGAAACUCCCGACGCACGACCGGGACGUUGAUUUCUCGGCGAAAGAUCGGGAAAAAAAAAAAACCGCGGCGGCGACUUAACUCGAGACUCACCGGGCGUCGGGUCCUGCCUUCCUCUCCGCGUUGCGCCCCCGAAGCCGACAACGGGCCGACGAGCCGCGUCGGUCGGGGCGGGCAGGGUGCGCCCGGUAUACAAAAAAAAAAAACGGGGGUGGAUUUGUCACGCUCCAUUUGAAAAUCACAAAACGGUUGUUAGAGCCACGACAACGUCAAUGGGCAAUUUGCUUUGUAUGUGUAGUGGAUUGUGUAUGUUGUAUGGGGGGGGGGGGGUUUACAGGCGGGGAGGCUGUCAAUGUUUUGUCAAAUGCCGUAUUCUGUGAUCUAGAAAGACAAAGAGGACUAAGCAGACUUUUUUUUUUUUUUUUUUUUUGGGGUGGGGGGGUCCCUCUCCGCUUAGUGUUUUUUGGCUAGUUAAAGGAAAAUAAACUAUUCUCUUUUGUUUUUCAGAACUUUAUAUUGUAUUUUUUUGUUUUUUUGCUUUUCUUCUUUUUUUUUCUCUCUCGUUUGUUUCCUUUUGAAUUUGGACGUUCGUGGUAGAAAAAUUAAAGGAAAAAAAAUUGAAAUAAUGAAA
This is a messenger RNA of Syngnathoides biaculeatus (alligator pipefish), 2359 nucleotides long. Its product is annotated as surfeit locus protein 4. The record is from RefSeq and is a predicted model, not a curated record. Lineage: Eukaryota; Metazoa; Chordata; Actinopteri; Syngnathiformes; Syngnathidae. Bases 371 to 1180 code for a protein of 269 amino acids. Gene Ontology annotation, cellular component: endoplasmic reticulum; endoplasmic reticulum-Golgi intermediate compartment; membrane. The transcript is spliced from 6 exons. Gene Ontology annotation, biological process: Golgi organization.